UGCUUCUGCAUGUCAUUUCAUGGUCGUUGUUGUCAUUUGUUAUGUUGUUUGAUGCUAUGAUGUAUGUUGUAGCAUUUGUGGUGGCCUGUUUUGAUAGCUAUUGUUAAUGUUUUUCCAGACUCCCAAAAACUGGGUAUUUAAUUUUUUUGAUUCAUUUUUUUCAGCAAUGAAAAACUGAUAACGUGUUGGAUGAAAACUCGUUCCAGUCAUUCAUCCCUUUCGCUUGAGCAACUUGCAACAAUAAUUUUAACUGGUAGACGAUAAGAAGAAGAUCAAGUUGCCUACAAAACUUUAACGUCUGAGAAAAACUUACUGCGAUGGAUAUGAGUGUGUAUUUAACAGCUCCCUUACGUUUAGAUAAAAUUUGUAGAGCUUGUUUAACAGAAAAAGGAGAUAUGAGACCAUUAUUCGGAGCUUGCCUUGAUGAAAUGUUAGUUUCAUUUGCAUCAAUACAGGUGGAAGAAGGUGAUGGUCUCCCAAAUUUGAUGUGUGUACAGUGUGUUCUCCAGUGCAGUAGAGCAUACACUUUUAAACAGCAAUGUGAAAAAUCAGAUAAUAUCUUACGGCAGUAUAUUAGUGCAGAUUUUCAGCAACAAUUGUCGGAAACUUUAAAUGAACAACAAACAAAAGAAGAACUUCAAGGACAAUUACAAUUUCCGGAUAAUAUAGCCAAUGUUGUUAUAGAAGAAGGAAUAACUGCUGAAUUUGUUGGGUACAAUGAAAGCGUUGGUAGCGUGGUAGAGGUAAAACAAGACUUAUAUCCUUUGGAAGCACCCACAGAGGUGGAACCUAUUGAGGCUGAAAAAAAUGACGACUUACAAAAUAAAUUAAAAUACCUUUGCACAAAAUGUGACGAAUCUUUCGCCCUAAAGGUUGACUUAAAGGUCCACAUGAUGUCACAUCCUAAAGAUUUGGAUCAUGUGUGUCACGUUUGUAAUAAAGGUUUUCCUGAGUCUCGUAUUCUUAAAAGGCAUUUAAAAAUCCAUCUUGAUAAAAAGCCUCAUCAGUGUGAUCAGUGCCAUAUGUCUUUCGCGGAAAGUUCCAAUCUAAGUAAACAUAAAAAAAAGCAUACAGGUGAACUGCGUAAUAUCACUGGGAAACCUCAUUUAUGUUCAGUUUGUGGACGAGCAUUUAAAUGGGCGUCUAGUCUGUCAAAACAUAUGAAAUACCACACAGGUCAUAAACUAUUAUCUUGUGAUUACUGCGGAAAACAAUAUGUCGAGGCUAGAAGUCUACGUAUCCAUAUUCGAUCACACACUGGCGAACGACCAUAUACAUGUGAAGUAUGUCAAAAAACUUUUACGCAGAUUUGCAAUUUAGAAAAACAUUUACGGGUUCAUACUGGAGAAAAACCUUUUCUGUGCCCGAUUUGUGGAAAAGGAUUUACCCAAUCUGGUUAUGUUGGUAUUCACAUGAGAACCCAUACUGGUGCGCGACCGUAUGUAUGUCAGACUUGCGGUAAAGCGUUUGCAGGUUCUAAUACUCUCACCAUUCACCAACGCAUCCAUACUGGUGAAAAACCAUAUACCUGUAACAUGUGUGGUAAAGCAUUUAGUCGUCAUGAAACUUUGAUAAUACAUACUCGUUCACAUACGGGUCAUAAACCGCAUGUGUGUAGCGUAUGUAAGAAAGGAUUUACCUCUUCUGGGCAUCUUUCUGGCCACAUGCGUACGCAUACAGGAGAAAAACCUCAUGCUUGUAACAUAUGUGGCAAAAAGUUUGCUGGAUCCAGUAGUUUAAAAGUUCACAUGAGAAGUCACUCCGUAGAUAAACCAUUCAUUUGUAAAUUGUGUGGCAAAGGAUUUACCCAGUCUAUUUUAUUUCAGCAACACUUAACCACCCAUAGUAAUGUUGAAGACAAGACCAAUAUAUCAAAAGUAGAAACAGUACAAAUUAGAGAUCUAAUGUAGUUAAUGUUAUGUGAAUAUAAAAUAAGGAAAAAAUAUUUAUUUUCC
This is a messenger RNA of Zophobas morio, 1955 nucleotides long. RefSeq names its product zinc finger protein 501-like. Gene Ontology annotation, cellular component: nucleus. NCBI's taxonomy places the organism in Eukaryota, Metazoa, Arthropoda, Insecta, Coleoptera, Tenebrionidae. The record is from RefSeq and is a predicted model, not a curated record. The coding region runs from base 318 to 1910 and encodes 530 amino acids. Gene Ontology annotation, biological process: regulation of transcription by RNA polymerase II. Gene Ontology annotation, molecular function: zinc ion binding; DNA-binding transcription factor activity, RNA polymerase II-specific; RNA polymerase II cis-regulatory region sequence-specific DNA binding. The transcript has 9 exons.